Cervus elaphus (red deer) is the source of this 3282-nucleotide messenger RNA. It is a transcript of the gene P2RY2, whose product is annotated as purinergic receptor P2Y2. Gene Ontology annotation, biological process: positive regulation of mucus secretion; blood vessel diameter maintenance; phospholipase C-activating G protein-coupled receptor signaling pathway. Gene Ontology annotation, cellular component: plasma membrane. Gene Ontology annotation, molecular function: G protein-coupled purinergic nucleotide receptor activity; A1 adenosine receptor binding; G protein-coupled UTP receptor activity. Lineage: Eukaryota; Metazoa; Chordata; Mammalia; Artiodactyla; Cervidae. The transcript is spliced from 3 exons. The coding region runs from base 524 to 1657 and encodes 377 amino acids. The record is from RefSeq and is a predicted model, not a curated record.
UUCCCGGGCAGCGCCCUAUGGCCCUGCAGUGUUCCCUAGCGGGUAGCAGAGUGUCUGUCCCCGGCAGGAGGUGGCGGCGGCAGUGCCUGGGUCUGUCCGGAGUCCGGCCCGCCCCCGGCCUGACCCGGAGGGGUGGGGAGCUGGGCGGGGCGGGCGAGGCUCUCGGGCACGUGUGUCCCCGCGGUGGCGCGAGCACUUGGGAGCCAGGUCGGGGCACAGCGUGAGGACCAGAGCCCUGCGAGAUCAGGGCUGGCACAGAGGAGGCAGCCCAGGGGAAGGCUCAUCCUAGCUGACUUCCUGUGACCCAGAGCCCCAGCUGUCUCCACCUCCCUGUCUCUGGAGCCCACAGCAUUGCCUGCCCUGAGAAAUGCUGGAAGCUGGGCGAGGCCCCAGGCUGGAGGACCUGUUUUUCCUGUUUCCCACAGAGCUCCCUGCAGCUCGGUCCAGGCCUGUGCAUUCAUGAGUGAGGAACCUGAGCUGGAGCUGAGCAUCCUGACAGCGAGAGCAGGGGCUGGUCAGGGCCAUGGCCACAGGCCUGGACACCUGGAAUGGCACUACCAAUGGCACCUGGGAUGGGGAUGAGCUGGACUACAAGUGCCGCUUCAACGAGAGCUUCAAGUACGUGCUGCUGCCCGUGUCCUAUGGUGUGGUGUGCGUGCUCGGGCUGUGUCUCAACGCCGCGGCGCUCUACAUCUUCCUGUGCCGCCUCAAGACCUGGAACGCCUCCACCACGUACAUGUUCCACCUGGCCGUGUCGGAUGCGCUGUACGCCGCCUCCCUGCCCCUGCUGGUCUACUACUACGCCCAGGGCGACAACUGGCCCUUCAGCACCGUGCUCUGCAAGCUGGUGCGCUUCCUCUUUUACACCAACCUUUACUGCAGUAUCCUGUUCCUCACGUGCAUCAGUGUGCACCGGUGCCUGGGCGUCCUGCGGCCGCUGCACUCGCUGCGCUGGGGCCGGGCCCGCUACGCCCGCCGGGUGGCGUUCGCCGUGUGGGUGCUGGUGCUGUCCUGCCAGGCCCCUGUGCUAUACUUCGUCACCACCAGCACCCGUGGCAGCCGCAUCACCUGCCAUGACACCUCGGCACCCGAGCUCUUCGGCCACUUCGUGGCCUACAGCUCCGUCAUGCUGAGCCUGCUCUUCGCGGUGCCCUUCGCCGUCAUCCUGGUCUGUUACGUACUCAUGGCUCGGCGGCUGCUAAAGCCGGCCUACGGGACCACCGGCGGCCUGCCGCGGGCCAAGCGCAAGUCGGUGCGCACCAUCGCCAUUGUGCUGACUGUCUUCGUCCUCUGCUUCCUGCCUUUCCACGUCACCCGCACCCUCUACUACUCCUUCCGCUCGCUGGACCUCAGCUGCCACACCCUCGACGCCAUCAACUUGGCUUACAAGGUCACCCGGCCGCUGGCCAGCGCCAACAGUUGCCUUGACCCUGUGCUUUACUUCCUGGCUGGGCAGAGGCUCGUGCGCUUUGCCCGGGAUGCCAAGCCACCCACAGACCCCACCCCUCCCACCCAGGCUCGCCACCGGCUGGGCCUGCACAGGUCCUACGGAACUGACGCUGUCAGGACAGAAGACUCGGCCAGCCGUGAGAACUCCAGGGGGACAGAGUCCUCGCUGGCUGGUAGUGGCGCUGACACUAAGGACAUCUGGCUGUAGGCGCUGCACCCCUGUUCAAGUUUACAUGAGAUGGGGCUGUAGACUUGUUCAAAGGGGACAGUCUCCCCAGAUAUGGACCAUCAGCGACUCAGGCAGGAUGGUCAAGGGAGCUGUGACCCCAGCGCUCUGUCAUUUGAGUGGGACUAGGUCUGUUCUCUGUGGUCCAGAGAGCGUGGCAGUCCCCACGCCCUUAGUCACCGUUUGUAUGUGCAGGGUGGGGAGUAAGAUCUUAAGAAAAGAGUUUAGGGACAAUGCCAGCCCUGGCCUGACUCCCACAUAAAUACCUGGCUGUGCCUGCCAGGGUCCCCAGGCUGGGCUCCAGCCCAAUCAAGUCAAAUAGAGAAAUGGGCCCAGAGAGGAAAGCGACUUCCCGAGGUCACACAGCCAAGCCUGGGCCUGAGCUGCCUGGGAGGGGCGGGGUCGCAAGUUGACCAGGGGACCCUGGUAAGGGGUAAGGGCUGAGCCAGAGGUUCCCACAAUGAGUCGGAGUGGUCUGAGUGCCAUGGUGGGCUUGGCUCUGAGGAGUACCCUCAGUCCAAGGGAUGCAUGUCUGGAAACUGAUGUCAUAAACCCAUCAUAAACUGUUUAUGAUGACAUAAACUGAUGUCAUCUGGAGGCUGGGACUGAUACUAAAGGUGUUGCUACUGCUGAGCCAGGCCUCGUUGUAUCGUUGGAGGAUGGGGUUACAGCCUGGGAAGCUCUCCCCAUGCACACUGGUGUCCUUUCUCCAACCUGCUCUCUUCUGCUGCCUGGCUUCCCACCAGCUGCCUCAGUGGUGGUCUCAUAUGAGGAAUAGCCUCUCCAUACACCCAAGACAUCCUCCACUCUAAAGUUAACUGACUUCUCUGCCUGAUUUUGCUGGCUGCAGAGGGUCCCCGUCCUUAGGGUCCCCCCAGUGUAGGAUUUAAUGGCAAUAACCAUUAAGUGUUGAUAAAUGUUAAACCAUUUAGCUGACUGUCCGGAGAUGGUGGGGGGAAUCCCUGAUUUGUAAACACUGCCAAUAGCUGUGGUACAAAUAAUCCUACCAGGGCCAGGUUCAGACUGCCAGUGGGAUGUCAGCCUCCUUGCAAAAUGCCUGAAAAUUUAGCAUUUGGCUCUUGUGAGCAGGUACAAGUUUCUCUAGCACACCACUGGAUAACAUGAAUGGUUGGGGCUGUGGACUGUGCAUCGGGGAAAGCCUCUUGGAGUGGCAGGACUUCCAAGAAGAACACUUCAUCAGAGAAGAACAUGAAAGUGCAGGUGCCAGCUAGCUCUAGCCUUUGGGCAGGAAUAGGGCAAAACUGACCUCACUUUUAACUUCGAGAAUAAGGAUUCUCUCUCUCUCCCUUUGGGAAAGCCCUUCCCUGAUGGGCCCACUCUGCCUGCUUUCCCCACUCCACCUCCACCUACCUCCAAUGACUUCUCCACCCUUCCCACUCUGCCUUGUCAAAACGGCACCCUCAGGGUUGCCCUAUUUAGAGUCUAGCUCCAGGGCUCCCCCGUGUGACAGGGAUCUGUCAUGAGCCAUGACCCAGACCAUUACUCUGCAUUGUGUAAUGUGGGUGACUUGCCCAAAGUAGUGUGGAAUGCUCACCUCCCGCAUUCUAGGUUCUAUCCUUCUGUUAAUAUAGCCAGGAUCCCUAUGA